ACUGCGAGGAUGUGGUCUUGUAUUACCGACUUCUUCACGUAUGAAACCACAAAGUCUGUGGUCGUGAAGAGCUGGACCAUCGGCAUCAUCAACCGCGUCGUCCAACUCCUCAUCAUCACCUACUUUAUCGGGUGGGUGUUUGUCUAUGAGAAGGCCUACCAGAUAAGGGACACAGCUGUUGAAUCUUCAGUGAUGACCAAAGUGAAAGGUUUUGGAGUCUACAACAACAAAUUGAUGGACGUGGCAGACUACGUCACUCCUACUCAGGGAGCUUCAGUCUUCUGUAUCAUCACCAAAAUGAUCACGACAGAAAACCAGGUCCAAGGAUAUUGCCCUGAGAGUGAGCAGAAGUACAAUUGUUCUCAGGAAAAAGAUUGCACAAAGUUUCGCAACAGGUCGGGAAGUUAUGGAAUUCUCACAGGGAGAUGUGUUGCUUUCAACAAGACAAACAAGAUGUGUGAGAUCAAAGGAUGGUGUCCUGCCGAGAUCGACACCAUCAAGACAAUGCCAAUGAUGGAAGUGGAGAAUUUCACCAUUUUCAUUAAGAACAGCAUCCGCUUCCCAACCUUCAACUACACCAAAGGGAACUUUCUUCCUAACAUCACUAACUCGUACAUCCAGAAUUGUAGAUUUGACAUGGUCAACAACACGUACUGCCCCAUCUUCAGAGUCGGAGAUGUGGUACGCUACGCACAGCAGAACUUCACCAAACUGGCAGAUAAGGGAGGAGUGAUUGGAAUAAAGAUCGGCUGGAUAUGUGAUCUGGACAAGUCAGAUGACGAGUGUAACCCCUCCUACUCGUUCACCCGACUGGAUGCCAUGUCAACCAAGAACGAUGUCUCACCUGGCUACAAUUUCAGGUUCGCUAAAUACUUUAAAAUGGAAAAUGGGACAGAUUACCGCAGUCUGGUCAAAGCCUACGCUAUUAGGUUUGAUGUUCUGGUCAAUGGAAAUGCAGGGAAGUUCAACAUGAUCCCGACACUCAUCAACAUGGUCGCAGCCUUCACAUCAGUGGGAGUGGGCACAGUGCUGUGUGACAUCAUACUGCUGAACUUCCUGAAAGGAGCCGAGCAGUACAAGGCCAAGAAGUUUGAAGAGGUGUCGGACAGCCCGCUGCACAAUGGAAACGGCUUGUACCGCUCACAGCUGUCGCUUAGACAUAACGAGGCCAUCAUGAGGUCCAGCGACUCGGGAGCGUUUUCUAUUGAACAAUACACCUAAAGCAGCGACUGAGGAAGACAAAUGUGGGUCCACGGUUCUCUGAA
Molecule: messenger RNA, 1265 nt
Organism: Labrus bergylta (ballan wrasse)
Lineage: Eukaryota; Metazoa; Chordata; Actinopteri; Labriformes; Labridae
Product: P2X purinoceptor 3
Biological process (GO): calcium ion transmembrane transport; response to ATP
Cellular component (GO): nuclear inner membrane; plasma membrane
Molecular function (GO): ATP binding; extracellularly ATP-gated monoatomic cation channel activity; purinergic nucleotide receptor activity
Source: RefSeq, a predicted model, not a curated record